Molecule: messenger RNA, 5000 nt
Organism: Gasterosteus aculeatus aculeatus (three-spined stickleback)
Lineage: Eukaryota; Metazoa; Chordata; Actinopteri; Perciformes; Gasterosteidae
Gene: rexo1
Product: REX1, RNA exonuclease 1 homolog
Cellular component (GO): nucleus
Molecular function (GO): exonuclease activity; nucleic acid binding
Source: RefSeq, a predicted model, not a curated record
UUCACACGCGAAAACCAAUCCAACAUGGCGACGUAGAGACUCUGUUAUUGUUCCGUCGCCUCCUCAAGCUCCCGCUGUACGACUGAAAUACCACGCAGGAAGCGCGUCGAGUGUGUUCACGCGGGCAUGAGAGCGACACCGGGGGACAAUGCUGAGAUCCACCGGCUUUUUUCGAGGGAUUGACUGCCCGUUUUACACGGAGUACAUCGAAGGCAACGGAAGCAGAAAUGGGUGUAACAGACCGUACUGCCACUUCAGGCACCGCCAGCAGAGACGCGCGUCCUGCGGAGCACCGGCGGAUGUUAAAAGGCAAAAGGACCUUCACGCCUCGAAGAAAGAACAAGGCUAUGAUCCCUUCAACCCAGAAGUGGUGAGACCCCAGGUGCAGGAGAAUGGAAAGUCUCCUGACUCGGGGGACCUCAGCGGGGCCCUGGAAAUGGUCAACAAGGCCAUCGAGGAGGUCCGCGGCGAGGUGGAGAAGGAGAAAAGAAAGCUCUCUCGAAUUGGGGAUGAACCAUAUGAUCCCAACGAGAGCAAAAAACGAUCACUAUCUAGUUCUGUUAAAAGGAAAGCACCACCUUCCCACAUGGCGUAUGACCCUGGGAGUUAUCAGAUGACAUCUGGAGGUUAUAACCCCCCACCUGGCUGCAGUAAGUAUACCUUGGAUUCAGACCACCACGGAAAAAAUAGUAACUCCAUGGAAUAUGUUCCUACUACGAGGAGGAAGCUGUUAUCUCGGACACAAACGCAUCCACCCCCGUCUCCUCCCACCAGUCCAAAGUACAGCACAUCUUCCUCUAAAUGUAAAUACACAGUGGAUAAUUCAAAACCAUCUACAGACAUGGAGUACGAUCCAAUGUCUAACUACUCGGCAGGAAUUGCAGCAAAAAGGAAGAAGGAUCGGGACGCACAGGCUUCUAAGACGGAGUUGAGAAAGAAGCACAAACUGUCGGAUAGGUCAGACGAGGAGUAUGUUGUCGCUUUGAGAAAAACUCCGCAGCCGCCUGUAGACUCCAAAAAGUACACUAUCUCUGAGUCUGAUGGGGAAAGCUCUGGAACAGAGUACCGACCCACUUUGCUUAGUAAUCUCCAGCAGAAAAAAAGCAAUAGUGGGUCCCUUUGGGGUGCUUUGGGGAAGGAGAGGGAUGGGAGAGAAAGUAACCUUAAAGCACUGACACAAAGAAAUAAAGAGGACAUGGACUCAGACUUCCAGGAAGAGGUGAAAGAGGAGGACGGUUUAGAGAAAAAGAAGGUGGUUAGUCAAACUAGUUCCAAGAAAGGUGGCCAAUCUGAGAAAGUGCAUAAACUUGGAAAAGAAGCAAACAAAUCAACUGGCAGAAAGAGUAGUAGCAGCAGCAGCAGUAAAGACAAAGGGUCAAUUCAGAGCUCAACCCAGGACAAUGCAAAGAAGGAGAACAAGAGUCAUGGACAAAGAGACAAUAGCACAAACACAACUACGGUUAAGACACUUGCUAAAGUUCAGAGGGAAGGCAGAGACAAAAAGAGAAGUGAUGAUCAGGUCAAAGCUGUGGAAAAAUGCAAAACGGUCUCGAGUAAACGAGUUCGAGUUACAGAAAAUGGUUCCGGGGAAAGCAAGAAACUCAAGGUAUUUGAAAAGGAACAAAGCAAGUGCAAGGACCCCCAACACAAAAAUGGUCAACUUCAUAGCAGUAAAAGAGAAAAGGAUGCAAAGAAAGUUAAUAAAGGCAGUUUAAGUGGUGGGAGCAGCAGCAGCAGUUCCAUUAAAGGGAGUAAAGACAAGGUGAAGCCAAACAUAAGCUCACCAAAUAGGAAAAGGCGCGAAGAGAAACGGCGAAGUCUGAGUCUUAGCCAUGCGGAUCUCUUUGGGGAUGAGAGCCCAGAGGAGGUUGAACCGAUGGUGGUGGAUGAUGAUGACGAUGACGACGACGACGACGAUGAUGACGAAGAAGUGCUGGUGAGGAAGUCUGCUGAUGCUUUGAAGAGGGGCCGUCUGAACAAGAGGAAAGUGUCCGAGCUGACUCCGUCUUCCUCCGACGACGAAGGGGUCCGCGACGCGGAGGGCCACGGGGCAGGUAACGACGAGGUCACUAUCAACUUCUCUAGUUACCAGGACGAUCUGGACUUCGACUCCGACCCCAUGGAGGAGUGUUUGCGGAUCUUCAAUGAAUCCAAGGACGUGAAGACAGAAGACAAGGGAAGGCAAACUAAACAGCCCUCUAGGCAUUCGGACGACGAGAGAAGCACAGAGAGCACUUUAACCACCCUCUUUCCCGGUCAAAAGAAGAGAGUCUCCCAUUUUGUUGCCAAAGGAAGUACUGACGCAGCGAUUGUGGCACGACCGCACAAGAGACUCUCCGCCCAGGAGGUCUGCUACAAGCGUAUGCAGAUGGCUCAGCAGCAAGCAGCUCAGAUGUCUGCUUCAGUCACCGUGGCCUCCUUUUCUGGAGAGAAGAAGAGAAUAGCUCACCGCACCAACCCGCCGACAACAUCUUCCAAAACAAGUCCUGCAGAUGUUAAACCAGCUGCCAGUCGAGUUUUAUCCCCCAGCCAGACCCAGCAUACCGUCAAGGCCCAAACCACCGCUGGCAUCUUGCCCAAGACUAUGUCGACCGUCACGCAGAAGAGGAUGGCACACACACCCACCAUGAAGAGUAGUUCACUGAAGCGCCCCGUCAUCCCUAUCGAGUUCGGGGCCAAGGUUCCCAACAACGUCCGCCAGCGCUACCUCACCACUUUCAUAGAUGAAUGUGUCAAAUUCUGCCCAUCAGAGGACGUUGCCUUCCAGCUGGCACUCGACGAGGAGAAACUGGUGUAUGAGCGCAGCAGCAGUAAGAACAUCUACCUCAACGUAGCGGUCAACGCUCUGAAGAAGCUGCGGAGCAAGAGCACCUCAUGUCCAUCGCCUGUCACGAAGAACCCAGGGUUAGUUGCCAACAAGAGGGCUCAGUCACACGAAGAGGUUCUUGGAGGUCGUCAUGCUGCUACAACCAGUUUCACUGUCAACAGAAUGGGUAAACAGCUGGAAGAGAAACUCACGGGAGCCACACUGUACAGGAAGCUGCAGGCGUACUUGAUGACGGAGGAGCAGCUCCAGGAGCACGGAUACCCGAGAACCAAUCCUGAGGUUUCCGGCAAAGCCGUCAUCUAUAACCUCCCAGAGAAAAAGGCCACCUCAGACCCGUUGAACAAGAUAUGCUGUCGAUGUGGAGCUGAGUAUAAGAUCAACGUCAAUGGCAACUGUGUACGGAAAGAGGAAUGUAGCUUUCAUUGGGGACGGCUGCGCAGAAGUAAAGGCGCCGGAGGAUGGGAGACCAACUACAGCUGCUGCGCUGCGGCUGUCGGUGCUCCGGGUUGCCAAGUUUGCAAGCAACAUGUUCAGGACGGGCGUAAAGAGACUUUCGAUGGCUACGUCACUACGUUUAGUAAAGCUCUACCACCAGAUGGCAACGGAGGGGUGUUUGCUUUGGACUGUGAGAUGUGUUACACGAAGCAGGGCCUGGAGCUGACCAGGGUGACUGUCAUCGACUCCCAGUUGAAAGUCAUCUACGAUACAUUUGUGAAACCCGAAAGCAAAGUGGUCGAUUACAACACGCGAUUUUCAGGUGUGACGGAGGAGGACUUGGAGAGCGCCACCAUCACUCUGAGGGACGUUCAGGCCGUGCUGCUCAGCAUGUUCAGUGCUGAAUCCAUCCUCAUAGGACACAGUCUGGAGAGCGAUCUCCUCGCUCUCAAGCUAAUCCACAGUUCAGUCAUCGACACCGCCAUCGUGUUCCCGCACCGCAUCGGCUUGCCCUACAAGCGCGCCUUGAGGAACCUGAUGGCCGAACACCUUAAACGCAUCAUCCAGGACAACGUGGAGGGCCACGACUCGAGUGAAGACGCGUGUGCCUGCAUGGAGCUCAUGUUCUGGAAGAUCAAGGAGGAUGCAAAGGUGAAAAGAUGACCUCUGACCCCUCUGCUCAACUUUCCUCAGUUCAACUUGCAGUCUUGAUGUUGGUGUCAGGGGGACAGAUGUUCAGGGGGCCUGUCCCCGCUCUCACAGAGUGACGGUCAGAGCGUCGGUGGGGGAGGAGGAGCUUGUUGCUGCCGACUUUACUUCACAGAGAACUGCCAGUCAAAGCAAUAGGAGCUCAAAGUAACAGUUUUCAUUUGACAAUUUGUAUUUCAGUUGUAAAUAAUGUUAGUUAAUAUGUACAUGUGUUUAUGUUGAGCAGUGUCUCUUUUAAAGCCUCAAACAAUUGAUGCAUAAACCUUUUCUAUAAAAGAUCUACAUGAGCGUCGGGGCAUUGUCCGCUGAACGAUGGUGAUUAAUAUCAUACCAAGCUGUGUCUUCAGCUUAAUUUGCACUAUAGAAAUGCUUGUUUUCUGGGCACCUCACCUGUGCUUUAAAAGCAUUCACUUAUAAUGGAUAACACCUUACCUGUUCUUAGCUACACUUAAGUGCAUUGAUGUCUUAGUCUCUCGAUCAUUGCUGUGUAAAGGCACUUGUGUUUUUCACAUUGCACCUUGUCACUGAUCUCUGUUUAGCAAGUUAAUUGUGUUGGUUGGCUCUCAAACCUGACUAAUCCUAUAAUACUUGAUCAUAUAAAAGGCACUCAGCAGAAAUGUAAAGACUCUGCUUGCUACCUAUUUGGUUUAGCUGAUGGAAUAUUUCUCUGUAUUUCAUAUAUAUAGAUGUGUAUAUAUAUAUGAAAUAGUGAUACAAUAUCCAGUAUCUCUGUGUCAUGUGCACUGCAUGGAAUGAAACAUUGUGAUAGCAGGUAUGAAGACAAAAUGAUGUUGUUAACCCGUUGUCCCGGGUUAAUUAGGGAGUACCAGCUAAUCUCUGCUCUUUUAUGUCGAAAAUGACUGAGAAAUACUUGACUCCUGUACAUACUCCACAUUUCCUUUUGUAUUUGUUCAAUUUUUGUUGUUAAUCUUUUUUUUUAUAUUAAAAGAUAUUAGACAAAGGUAUGUUUCUCUGUGUUUAUAAUACAAUAUAAUAUAAGUGUAUUUAUUAAAGCACAGUACAAUUUUGA